AUGCAACCAUCUACCAUUACUGCCGCUCCAAAAGAUAAGACCAACACAGAAAAUAAGGACAACUACAUUAUCAAGGGUGUUUUUUGGGACCCGGCCUGUGUCAUUGCCUAG
Molecule: messenger RNA, 111 nt
Organism: Saccharomyces mikatae IFO 1815
Lineage: Eukaryota; Fungi; Ascomycota; Saccharomycetes; Saccharomycetales; Saccharomycetaceae
Gene: MFA1
Product: mating pheromone a
Exons: 1
Coding region: 1-111 (36 amino acids)
Molecular function (GO): mating pheromone activity
Source: RefSeq, a predicted model, not a curated record